AUGGGAUUUUUGCUCCAAGCUCGAACUGCGGAGCGUCCAGGGCUGUCCUCCAGGAUCCAGGGUGAGGAUGCAGCCGUGCAGAGCAGGCCGGGCGCAGGGGGGCUGGGUGGCAUCCUGCUGGGAGGGUCCUGGACUCUCACUCCGCCCGGAACACACACGGUCCGCUGCUUUUCCGACGAAGACACAGUGACGCAUUCUGACAAACAACCGAAGAGGAACUUGUCUUUUGUUUGGAGGGCUCCGGACCGAUCCAUAGGAGACGUGCGCUUUUAUCUCACGGUCGUGCAGUCCUACUUCGUUUACUGGACUGGAAUCUCGUCCAGAGUGUUGCAUGAUGGGACUCGUGGUCGCUGGAGAGGAAACUCCAUGAGACAAGACAGAGGGGGGAAGUACCCAGAUAUCAUACCCAGGCACAGUGCAUGGGAGCUGGGCAUGUUGCUUGGGUGUUCGGCCGGUCUGGGGAUGAUUUUGGUGGUGGGGAUCAAGUACGUUCAUCGGAAAGCGUGCGGUAAGCGGACGCAGGUGACUUUGCACGAUCGGGAGCGCGAGUACGGCCGAGGGGACAGGGGGCUCAUUCAUGUCCAAGAGUGCGGAGACUUGGUGCGAGUCCGGAGAAUCAGGGAAAACAGUUUUGUUCUGUUGGCAGAAUACGACAUCCUCGCGACGCCAGGGGAUUGA
Messenger RNA from Knipowitschia caucasica, 678 nucleotides. Lineage: Eukaryota; Metazoa; Chordata; Actinopteri; Gobiiformes; Gobiidae. The record is from the annotation of a GenBank genome assembly.